CUGCUGUUCAGACCAAGAUGAGCUGGCAUAAUAUUUUCAUUAGAUUUCUACAAUUGAAUUUUCUUCAAGUGGUAAUUGCCCAUUGCAUGGUAUAUCGAAUUCUUCCACACAGCAUUCAGUUACCAUGUGAACCAACUGGGAAGAAUUCUGGCUUUCCUUUGCCUGUUGGAAUUGCAGAAAAUGGUCUUAGUUCAAAUGAGAAACAUGAUCAAACUAAAGCAAAUGCCACAGCAUUGGUGGCUGAAGAUUACUUUUUGUGUUGUGACUGGACUGACACAUACGUUAAUUGCUUUGUAUACACAGCGCAGAUGGAAACUCAACAAAUAGAUUCAAUAUGGAAUCUACAAUUUUGGACUACAAUAAACUCAGAGGAGUUGUUUUGUGUUGUGGGAUUAUCUAGUAAAUCAUCUUAUCGGACUGAAGACUUUACAGUUAAUCUCUUAUAUUCAUUAACAGAUGUAUCAUUGGAAAGCAACUCUACAAAUUCACUAAAGAACAAUUUCACAGUUACUCAUUGUAUUGCCAUAAAACACGAAAAAUAUGAAUGUCAGAUUCCUUCAGUGAAACUCAACCACACUUACAUUAUGUGGCUCAAGAUCACACAUGGAAUGGCAUUGUUCCGGUCACCAUUAAUGUUGGUCAUGCCAUUAGAUAUCGUAAAGCCAGAACCUCCAUUACAUAUGAAAAUAGAAAUGACAGAUAAAGGACAGUUAAAGAUCUCUUGGUCUAACCCAUCACCAAAAUCGUAUUCACUUCAGUAUGAAGUAAAAUAUUUUGCAAAUGCAACUAGAUAUGUUUAUCAGGCAGUUGAAAUUACCACGGAAACCUCAUUGAUCCUAAGCAAUACCCUACUUGAUUCUUCAUAUGUAGUUCAAGUUCGAUGCAAGAGACUUUCUGGAUCUGGUCUCUGGAGUGAUUGGAGCUCACCUUUUAACUUGAAUCUACAAGAUGUCAUGUACUUCCCUCCGAAGAUUCUAGCAAGCGUUGGAACUAACGUUUCCUUUUAUUGUAUUUACAAAAACAAGAACAAAAUAAUCUCAUCCAAGAAGAUAGUUUGGUGGUUAAAUUUAGCAAAAGAAGUUCCGAGAAGUCAAUAUACACUUGUGAAUGACUUUGUUGGAAAAGUUACACUUAUUAAUUUAGAAGCAAUGAAACCCGGUGGGAAUUUCCUCUUUAAUGCCUUGUACUGUUGUAAUGAAAACAAAGAAUGUAAUCAUCGCUAUGCGGAAUUAUAUAUAAUAGAUGUUAAUAUCAACAUCACAUGUGAAACGUAUGGGAACUUACAAAAAAUGACAUGCAGAUGGUCCACCAACACCGACCUCCUGCUUUCUGAAAGCACUUUGUUGUUAAGAUACUACAGGAGUGAUGUGUAUUGUUCUGAGUCUUCUAGUAUGCCUUCAGAUUCAGAGGUAAAAGAAUGCCAUUCUCAGCGGAAUAAUUCUUAUGAGUGCAUCUUUCAGCCUUUUUACCUUUUAUCUGGAUACACAAUGUGGAUAGAAAUAAAGCACCCAUUGGGGACACUGACGUCUCAACCAGUGUGUAUUCUUCCAAAAGAAGUAGUGAAGCCAUUUCCUCCCUUCAAUGUUAAAGCAGAAAUCACAAGGGAAGUGGGAAUGCUGAAUGUGAGCUGGAAUAAUCCAGAACUUCCCAAGAGUGAUCUUCAGUUUCAGAUCCGAUAUGCUCUCAAUGGAACAGAAAUAACCUGGGAGAUGUAUGAAGUUUCUGCUGUAUCAGGAAGCUGUGUCAGUAUAGAAGUUCAGGAUCCCUGUGCAGUUUACAUUGUUCAAGUGCGCUGCAGUGUCCUUGAUGGAAUUGGCUACUGGAGUGAUUGGAGUAGACUUGUAUAUACAGUUGUUAAGGAUAUCAAAGCUCCAUUGAGAGGGCCUGAAUUCUGGAGAAUUGUUAAUGAAGAUCCAGUAAGGAAGCAGAAAAACGUUACUCUACUUUGGAAGCCCUUGGUGACUAAUUUUGCCUUGUGCAGUGUGCUUGAUUAUGUGAUAGAACAUACUACUUCAGAAAACAUUACUUGGUCUGAUUAUGUAGAAAAUGAUACUACCUUUACAUUUUUAUGGACAGAGGAUGUUCACACCAUUAAAGUUAUUGCUGUCAACUCAAUUGGGGCUUCUUCUGUGAAUUUCAUUAUAACCCUUUCACAACAAAUGAAUGCAGUAAAUAUUGUGAAGUCUGUUAGUGCCUAUCCAAUAAACAGCAGUUGUGUAAUUGUGUCCUGGAUGCUUUCACCUGCAAUAUACGUUGUUACAUCUUUUGUAAUUGAAUGGACCAACCUAAAUGAAGACGAACAAAUGAAAUGGAUAAUGGUUCCUUCAUAUGUUAGGAAAUGUCAUAUUUAUGAUAAUUUCAUUCUAAUUGAGAAAUACCGCUUUAGUGUGUACCCAGUAAUUCCUGAAGGAGUUGCAAAGCCCACAGUGACAGAAGGAUUUUCCAAAGGUGGGAUUGAGAAGCAGAAUUAUGUGAACUUCUAUGUGAUACUUCCCCUAGUAAUUUUGUGCUUAGUUUUCCUGCUUGGAGCUCUUCUGAUCUUGCACCAAAGAAUGAAGACACUAUUCUGGGAUGAUGUCCCAAACCCCAAAAAUUGUUCCUGGGCACAGUCAGUAAAUUUCCAGAAGAGAGUGGACAUUCUGUGAAGUCUGAUCAUGCUCACUGCCCACUGAACCAUUGUGACAGCACCCAGACUUCCUAUACAAAGUUGUUAGAAGAAUUAUGUAUUUGUAUUCAGAAGAGAGGAAUUAUUUACAUAUCAUUUAUCUGUUAUCUUUGUUCAUACA
This is a messenger RNA of Euleptes europaea (tarantolino), 2786 nucleotides long. RefSeq names its product leptin receptor (gene LEPR). Gene Ontology annotation, molecular function: cytokine receptor activity; protein binding. Bases 18 to 2645 code for a protein of 875 amino acids. Lineage: Eukaryota; Metazoa; Chordata; Lepidosauria; Squamata; Sphaerodactylidae. Gene Ontology annotation, biological process: cytokine-mediated signaling pathway. The record is from RefSeq and is a predicted model, not a curated record. The transcript is spliced from 18 exons. Gene Ontology annotation, cellular component: membrane; external side of plasma membrane.